Biomphalaria glabrata is the source of this 2101-nucleotide messenger RNA. RefSeq names its product F-box only protein 4-like. The transcript is spliced from 7 exons. Lineage: Eukaryota; Metazoa; Mollusca; Gastropoda; Planorbidae. Gene Ontology annotation, molecular function: GTPase activity; protein binding; GTP binding. The record is from RefSeq and is a predicted model, not a curated record. Gene Ontology annotation, biological process: SCF-dependent proteasomal ubiquitin-dependent protein catabolic process; protein polyubiquitination. Bases 152 to 1600 code for a protein of 482 amino acids. Gene Ontology annotation, cellular component: SCF ubiquitin ligase complex.
CGUGGAGUGUUACACGUAAAUACACAAUCGUGUCAAUUUAACUAGAUAUAAAGCCAACACAUCGAAUAAAAAUGUUAGAUUUCUUUAAAAAGCGCACCUCAGAGAAAAGUAGCAUAGAAUAUCAAUACAAACUGUGUUGGUCUAUGAUAAAAUGUCUUCUCUAGUACUUAUAAACACACAUCUUACAAGUACUAUUACCAGCACUUCCAGUUCUACUUGUUCUUGUUGUGAUAAUACUAAUACUAGUAAUAGUACUACAAGUGAACAUAAUAUUGAUUUUCAAAGAUAUAACAGUUGUAAACUUGGACAUUUUUUUUCGUCGCGUGAAAGUGAUCAGUUCGAACAAGCUGCGGUCGAGCAGAGAACCUUUAAUGUUUUUCGGUCUGGAGAAAAAGAUGAUAUCAAUGAAAACGAUAUUUUUCAGUUUUUGACGUCCAUACAGAACUUACUGCUUAAGUAUAGAAUGUACAGUAAAUCACAAGCUGGCAAUGUCAGUUCGGGAGGAUUGCAACAGUUCAUCACAAGAAAGCUUCAGCUAAAGUUUGGAAACAGUGGAAGCCUAACACAAAGACUCAAAGCAUUGUAUUUAAAAGAUGAAUCAAUUAUUUCUUUUUCUAAUGAUUCUAAUUAUGGUGAUUCAAGUUUUAUUCAGUGUCUACCAAUAAAUUUGAAGUAUGAGAUAUUUUCAUACCUGGAUGCGAGAUCAUUAUGCAUGGCAUGUUGUGUUAAUCGAGAAUGGAGUCAGUUAACUUGUGAUGACUUACUGUGGAGGCAUCUGCUUCAGAAAGAUGUCAAAAGCUGGAGUCAGAUUUCUCAUAUGACAAAUCCAAAAAUGUAUCAGGAAGUAAAUUCAGAAUGGUCACUUAAAGAAAUAUAUUUAAAGUGUUCACCUGAAUUUCAAAAACAGCUCAGGCAAUCCAACUCCACAUUCCAUCAAGUGUCAUCAGUUUUAAAAUAUUUUGUGCCUAAAAAAGUGCCUAAAGUUGCCAUGUUUGGCCCAGGUCUUGAACAGUCAACUAGUGCUAUUGUACGACGCAUGCUGUAUGAAGAUAACCCCACAUUUCUAAGAACAGCCAUGUUUCCUGGUCAAUUUGAUGGAGUUGGUGGUGGAAUGACUUUAAAAAUGCCAACAGGACAUUCCAUGCAUUUGUCAGUUUUAUAUUCAGCCUCUAAACAUGAAAGAGAAAACAGAAAUGCUCAACAAAGAGUAGAAAAUAACAGAAUGCUACAGGCACCAAUAGAUCAAAGAGAAGAUGACCCCCAAUAUGAACUAAAGACACAAAUCAAACAUUUUUGUCAAAUUCUUGAUGGUUUCAUAUUUGUAGUGGAUGCUUCAGAAACAAGAGACUCUGUUGAGAGUGGGUGCUUUGAACUGAUGGCAAUGGUCAAGGAGCGCAAAAUGGCUCACCACAUUCCUGUUCUGAUUUUAUCAUGUAUUAAAGAUGAAGUCAGCUCUCGUAUUCCUGCAGUUGAAAUAGCUGAACUUCUCAAGUUAUCAACAUUAUCUCAGCCUUGGCUAGUCAUGGACUGUAUUGCAGAGACACUCAACGCAGUGGACACAGGUGUUAUGUGGUUGAUAGACCAAUCUCAGAUUCAUUAAAAUUAACAUAGUUAACCAAUUUAGUCUCCCAGUCUUUGUAUAUUUUCUCAUAUUUGUUAAAUUCUUAAGAAAAUCAAUGUAUAAAUAUUUCAUGUCACAAUAUCCAAUAGUUACAGUUACAUUGUAGUUUUGAAGUAAACUAAGACUAAAUGACUGCCAUUUUACAUUCUAUUUUAAUAAAUCAAUGCAUACCAAGCAUUUUAAAGCACAUCUCAUCUAUAUUUAAUGUCUUUACCAAGACAAACCAAAAUCAGUUAAUUUGUUAUUAAAUGAGAUGUAUAGAAGAAAAUGCAUUAAAAAUGUAUAAAGGCCUGAUGAAAAUUGUUUUAAAAUAACAUACAAAGGAAAUGUUAAAGCUUCUGUAUGAUGAAUUUUUAAAUGUAAUUUAAAAAUACUUCUGUUGACUCUACAAUUCAUGUGAUAUUUUUGUUUUUUUCUACCAAGACAUGUAUAUACUUUAUACAAUUUAUCUUUAGAUUAUUAAAAGUCAUUGUACAUAUU